GCACAGAGAGAGAGAGAGAGAGAGAUCAAUGGCGCCCGUCGGCCUACCGCCGGGGUUUAGGUUUCAUCCGACGGACGAGGAGCUUGUUAAUUACUACCUCAAGAGGAAGGUCCAUGGCCUCAAGAUUGAGCUUGAUAUCAUUCCUGAAGUUGAUCUUUACAAAUGUGAACCUUGGGAAUUGUCUGAUAAAUCAUUUUUACCAAGCAAAGACCCAGAUUGGUAUUUUUUCGGACCGAGGGACCGAAAAUACCCGAACGGGUUCAGAACCAACAGGGCCACCCAAGCCGGGUACUGGAAAUCGACGGGAAAAGAUCGCCGGGUUCGUUGCCAGAACCGAGCAAUUGGCAUGAAGAAGACCCUGGUUUAUUACAGGGGUCGAGCUCCCCGAGGAAUCAGGACCGAUUGGGUCAUGCACGAGUAUCGGAUUGAUGAUAAGGAGUGUGAAGAUAAUACAAUGGGAAUGCAGGACGCAUAUGCUCUGUGUAGAGUGUUCAAGAAAAAAGCAGUGAGCGCCAAAGUAGAAGACCAGAGAUCACAGUGCGGUAACUUGCUGUUCAUGAUUGAAAGCCCACAACAAGGCUCCGCCGUCGAUCAGCACGAGACCAUGUCGCCGGAUAUUGUUCCGUUGAGAUCGUCACCGUGCGUCGACGACGAAGAAGACAAGGGUGAAGACGACGGUUGGAUGCAGUUCAUCGCAGACUACGGAGAUGACAGUACUCCUCAUCCUUCUUCUUGUGUGGCUUCUGCUAAUUAGUUAACUAAAGAGUUUUUUGGGGUUAAUUGCUGAUGGCCCCCUAUAUUUCGCCUAAUUUUGGAUUGACCCCAUCUACUUAUACUGUUGCAGAUGGAACCCUAAGUGAAAACUUCACCCUCGAGAGAGUCCUCAUUUUUUUGACAAAUAUUAGGUCCCCUGAUCGAGUAUAAAUUAAAUACCUGUUUAAAAAAAGUUCACUCUCAGGAGCUCUAUAUAUAUAAGCAGCAAUAUAACUUUGAGAUGUCUGUUCGCAAUUGGGUGAUAGUACAUGAGUUCCCUCCGCAAUAUCCUCUAAAUUAUAGUAGUUACACCCUCUGAAUCACACGACAGAGGAAUCUAGGAUUUUGGAAAGCAUAAUUUGUCAAUAAAAAGUUUAAGGGGGUAUAACUGCAUCCCUAUAAUAUAUGAGGUUAAUUUAUCUGCAAUUAACCCCUUUUUUUCCCUUUGGUUUUGAGUGAUAUUGAUGGCUAAUCAAUAACAUGAUUUGGGUGCAUUAUUGUCAUUUGUGUAAUAAUUAAAAAGAGUCUUGACAAGUAUGUGGGCUUCCAGUGCUCGUAGCUUGCAUGGGGUUGGCUGUGGUCUUUUUAUUUGUGGCCUAAAACUUUAUUCUUUGUGGAUAUGUAUGUAACAUAUAUAUACGAAACAAUUUCUUGUAUUUUUAUUUUUCUUAUGAUAUAUUUCGGUAAUGAAAGGAAAA
Molecule: messenger RNA, 1451 nt
Organism: Asparagus officinalis (garden asparagus)
Lineage: Eukaryota; Viridiplantae; Streptophyta; Magnoliopsida; Asparagales; Asparagaceae
Product: NAC domain-containing protein 86-like
Biological process (GO): regulation of DNA-templated transcription
Molecular function (GO): DNA binding
Source: RefSeq, a predicted model, not a curated record